Messenger RNA from Nannospalax galili (Upper Galilee mountains blind mole rat), 8791 nucleotides. RefSeq names its product protocadherin 19 (gene Pcdh19). Gene Ontology annotation, biological process: homophilic cell-cell adhesion. The transcript has 6 exons. Bases 190 to 3663 code for a protein of 1157 amino acids. Gene Ontology annotation, cellular component: plasma membrane. The record is from RefSeq and is a predicted model, not a curated record. Gene Ontology annotation, molecular function: calcium ion binding. NCBI's taxonomy places the organism in Eukaryota, Metazoa, Chordata, Mammalia, Rodentia, Spalacidae.
CCCCCCCAGCCAGCCCCCGCCGAGGCCGCUGCAACCUCAGCGUUGGAGCCGGCGCGGGUACAUCCCCCGCGCCGCCGGGCCGCCCUGGGCGGGACUCCUCCCGCGGCCUCCGGGGCCACGGGGCGCGCGCAACAGGCGGCCCGAGCCAGCGGGAAGCUGGAGCGGCGGCGGCGUCGACCUCGGAGGGGAAUGGAGAGGCGAGGCCAGGCAGAGCCCCGCGCAGCCUUGGAGUCUCUCCUGCUGCCGGUGCUACUGCUGCUGGCGGUCCUGUGGACGCAGGCGGCCGCCCUCAUUAACCUCAAGUACUCGGUAGAAGAGGAACAGCGCGCCGGGACGGUGAUCGCUAACGUGGCCAAGGACGCGCGGGAGGCGGGCUUCGCGCUGGACCCCCGACAGGCUUCUGCCUUCCGCGUGGUGUCCAACUCUGCUCCGCACCUGGUGGACAUCAACCCCAGUUCGGGCCUGCUGGUCACCAAGCAGAAGAUCGACCGCGACCUGCUGUGCCGCCAGAGUCCGAAGUGCAUCAUCUCGCUGGAGGUCAUGUCCAGCUCAAUGGAGAUCUGUGUGAUUAAGGUGGAGAUCAAGGACUUGAACGACAAUGCCCCCAGUUUCCCAGCGGCACAGAUUGAGCUGGAGAUCUCUGAAGCGGCUAGCCCAGGCACGCGCAUCCCUUUGGACAGUGCCUACGAUCCCGACUCUGGCAGCUUUGGAGUGCAGACCUACGAGCUCACGCCUAAUGAGCUAUUUGGCCUGGAGAUCAAGACGCGGGGCGAUGGUUCACGUUUUGCAGAACUGGUGGUGGAGAAGAGCCUGGACCGGGAGACACAGUCACACUACAGCUUUCGCAUCACUGCGCUCGACGGCGGCGACCCGCCACACUUGGGCACUGUUGGCCUCAGCAUCAAGGUGACCGACUCCAACGACAACAACCCGGUUUUUGGCGAGUCCACUUACGCAGUGAGCGUGCCUGAGAAUUCACCUCCCAAUACACCUGUCAUCCGCCUCAAUGCCAGUGAUCCAGAUGAGGGCACCAAUGGUCAGGUGGUCUACUCCUUCUAUGGCUAUGUCAACGACCGCACACGUGAGCUCUUUCAAAUUGAUCCACACAGCGGCCUGGUCACUGUCACCGGUGCCCUAGACUAUGAAGAGGGCCACGUGUACGAACUGGACGUGCAGGCCAAGGACCUGGGGCCCAACUCUAUCCCUGCACACUGCAAAGUCACUGUCAGCGUGUUGGACACUAAUGACAACCCACCUGUUAUCAACCUGCUGUCUGUCAAUAGCGAGCUGGUGGAAGUGAGUGAGAGCGCCCCCCCGGGCUACGUGAUUGCCCUGGUUCGGGUGUCUGAUCGCGACUCUGGUCUCAAUGGACGUGUGCAGUGCCGUUUGCUGGGCAAUGUGCCCUUUCGGCUUCAGGAGUAUGAGAGCUUUUCCACGAUCCUGGUGGAUGGACGGCUGGAUCGUGAGCAGCACGACCAGUACAAUCUUACUAUUCAGGCACGAGACAGCGGCGUGCCCAUGCUGCAAAGUGCCAAAUCCUUUACUGUGCGCAUCACUGAUGAGAAUGACAACCACCCACACUUCUCCAAGCCUUACUAUCAGGUCAUUGUACAGGAGAACAACACACCCGGUGCCUAUCUGCUCUCUGUGUCCGCCCGCGACCCUGACUUGGGUCUCAAUGGCAGUGUCUCCUACCAGAUUGUGCCGUCACAGGUGAGGGACAUGCCUGUCUUCACCUAUGUCUCCAUCAAUCCCAACUCUGGUGAUAUCUAUGCACUGCGCUCCUUCAACCAUGAACAGACCAAGGCAUUCGAAUUCAAGGUGUUGGCCAAGGAUGGCGGUCUGCCCUCCCUGCAAAGCAAUGCCACAGUGCGGGUCAUCAUCCUCGACGUCAAUGACAAUACCCCGGUUAUCACCGCCCCUCCUCUGAUCAAUGGCACCGCUGAGGUCUACAUUCCUCGAAACUCCGGCAUAGGCUACUUGGUGACUGUUGUUAAGGCAGAGGACUAUGAUGAGGGUGAAAAUGGCCGGGUCACCUAUGACAUGACAGAGGGUGACCGUGGUUUCUUUGAAAUAGAUCAGGUCAAUGGAGAAGUCAGAACCACUCGCACCUUUGGUGAGAGCUCUAAGGCUUCCUAUGAGCUUAUUGUGGUGGCCCAUGACCAUGGCAAGACAGCUCUCUCUGCCUCUGCGCUUGUCUUAAUCUACCUGUCCCCAGCCCUGGAUGCCCAAGAGUCAAUGGGCUCCGUGAACCUGUCCCUGAUAUUCAUUAUCGCCCUGGGCUCCAUUGCAGGCAUCCUCUUUGUCACUAUGAUCUUUGUGGCAAUCAAGUGCAAACGUGACAACAAAGAGAUCCGGACCUACAACUGCAGUAAUUGUUUAACCAUCACUUGUCUCCUCGGCUGUUUUAUAAAAGGACAAAACAGCAAGUGUCUGCAUUGCAUCUCGGUUUCUCCCAUUAGCGAGGAGCAAGACAAAAAGGCAGAGGAGAAAGUGAGCCUAAGGGGAAAGAGAAUCGCUGAGUACUCCUAUGGGCAUCAAAAGAAAUCAAGUAAGAAGAAAAAAAUUAGUAAGAAUGACAUCCGCCUGGUACCUCGGGAUGUGGAGGAGACAGACAAGAUGAAUGUUGUCAGUUGCUCCUCCCUUACUUCAUCCCUCAACUAUUUCGACUACCACCAGCAGACGCUGCCCCUGGGUUGCCGCCGCUCUGAGAGCACUUUCCUGAAUGUGGAGAACCAGAAUACCCGAAAUACCAGUGCCAACCACAUCUACCAUCACUCUUUCAACAGCCAGGGCCCACAGCAGCCAGAUCUGAUAAUCAAUGGUGUACCCCUGCCUGAGACUGAAAACUAUUCUUUUGACUCCAACUAUGUGAAUAGCCGAGCCCACUUAAUCAAAAGCAGCUCCACCUUCAAGGACCUAGAGGGCAACAGUCUGAAGGACAGUGGGCAUGAGGAGAGUGACCAGACUGACAGCGAGCAUGAUGUCCAGAGGAGCCUGUACUGUGAUACUGCUGUCAACGAUGUGCUGAACACCAGCGUGACCUCCAUGGGAUCUCAGAUGCCCGACCAUGAUCAGAAUGAAGGGUUUCAUUGCCGGGAAGAAUGCCGGAUUCUUGGCCACUCUGAUAGAUGCUGGAUGCCCCGGAAUCCCAUGCCCACCCGCUCCAAGUCCCCUGAGCACGUGAGGAACAUCAUCGCGCUGUCCAUCGAAGCUACCGUUGCUGAUGUUGAGGCUUAUGACGACUGCGCCCCCACCAAGCGGACUUUCGCAACUUUUGGAAAAGAUGUCAGCGACCACCCUGCUGAGGAGAGACCCACCCUGAAAGGCAAGAGGACUGUCGAUGUGACCAUCUGCAGCCCCAAAGUCAACGGCGCUAUCCGGGAGGCGGGCAAUGGUUGUGAAGCUAUUAGCCCCGUCACUUCCCCGCUCCAUCUCAAGAGCCCUCUGCCCACCAAGCCUUCUGUGUCUUACACCGUCGCCCUGGCUCCCCCGGCCCGCGAUCUGGAGCACAGUGUCAACAACGGCGCCUCUCGUCCUUCUGAAGCUGAGCCCCGCGGAGCUGAUAGUGAGAAAGUCAUGCAUGAGGUCAACCCUAUUCUGAAGGAGGGUCGCGACAAGGAGUCCCCUGGCGUGAAACGUCUGAAGGAUAUCGUUCUGUAAACCAGUCUUGGGGAAGAAGAGAAUGAAACCACACUGGCAAGUGAAGACGCAGGAGCUGCUCGUUUUAUUGGCUCACCAAUGGUUGGUUACUGAGUGGCUAUAUUGCAGAACUUUCCCUAAACGUAUUGUUUAUAAAUGACUAUCAUUCUGUGACAAUCCCUCUCGUUUCAAUAGGCAGCAGGGGUGUUCAGUGGGAGCAAAUUAGCUUUGGAGUGUGUUGUUCAUGGGGCCUUGAUGUUGGGGAAACAGAGACAAAUUCAGUUGUGAAAAGUAUUAUGUAUUAAGUGUUUGAAUUUAUAUAUUUUUCUAUGUCAAAAUGAUAAUAUAAAUUACCAUUGUUUGUGGAGAAUUACAUUUAAAAAAAAGCAAAAAGCAAAAAAAAAAAGCUCUGAACACCUUUAAUAAGCUCACCACUGUUUUUUGUAGUGUAGGCAAGUUAAUGGUCAUUUAUUGUGUACUAUUCAUUGAUUCAGUGAUGUGAAAUCGAGCCCCCAAAAGGUUGUUUCUGAAGCUCGAGUACUUUCCAAUGCCGCUACUUUGCUGUGGACGCCCCUGCUUUAAGAACCCUUUUGCUAGCUGUGCUGUUGUUGUAUUUGAUAUUGCAAAUUGCUAUGUGUGUGCUGAUGGCAAAAGGCUUUUAAAGGUUGAUGUUUUUUUUCUUAAAAAAUAAUAAAAAUAUAGACAAAAACAUAAAUGCAAACAACCGAGACAGCAAACGAAUGAGCAACACCACACCUACCACCUAUGGACUGAGUACUUGGAGGAUACAGUUUUUAAUCCAUGUGGUGAUUGCUUACCACCUUGCAGAGGAUUUUUCCUGCCUUUCAGUCUUCUGCCCAGGUCCGUGCGAGAUCAUCACAGAAAGUCAUUUUUGGAUAUGCUGCUAUCUGAUUUGCAGUUUUCAGAAAUACUGUGCUGAAAGUUUUAUGAGAUCCUAUUUUUUUUUUCUAAUUUUCAGACCCUGAGCAGGAAAGUUGCUCCUGAAGUUAUCAGUUUUCAGGCUGAGAAACUCCCUGUCUCCAAUCAUCUAAAACUCAUGCAACAUGACUGAAUCUAUUUUGAGAUUUAAAUUAGCAUCUCUUUAGACACACACUUCCUGAUUCAGUGUUUCCCAAUCAUGACUGGAAUCAGACUGUAAAGCACAUCAUGGGUUGGAUUUGAGGACUCCAUGUUGCUCUGUAUCUUUGGUUUAUAGAUAAUGAUAGAGUAAGCAGUACAAAGUGUACACUUAAGAAAGGACAGGUAACAGCAUCACUAAUCUAAUUACUGUGCCUUCUAAAUGGAGACACUUGGACACUUGAACUCGUCUUUUUAUGACUAAUACUUUUUUGAGGAAAAAUGUGAAUAUGAAAUUCUGAAAAUAAAAGCUCUUUAGAUUUAGCUAACUCUUGCUGUAGGCUAGGAAUAUGCCUUUUUAAAUUGACAAACAGCGCAUUCUUUUUCAUUGUUGUUAUUUUAGCACUGCUUGAAGUCCCCCAUUUUACACUCUCUCUACUAAUAUUCACUAGCCAGCAUAGUAUUCUUGCAGUGUAAGAGCUCAUUAUUUAAAAAUAAAGACAUCACCAUUGCUCUACCUUGAUCUUAAAAGAAUUGUUUCUAGAGAAGCAAGUUUUAUUGUUUUGUUCUUUGUCUCAAUUUUUUAAAAAAAAAAUUCAAGAGUACCUAUAAAGAAGGCAUAGAGGUUAGAGCACAAGAAUUUAAAAGAGAAUUUAUUUUCUUAAGUUUAGGUAGAUAUGGUUAGCUCUUUGAAAUGUUUUUGUUAUUUUCUGCCUGAGUUCCUAGCUUUAUACAUUACUAGGAAUAUUUUAUUUUGUGGGAGGGGGAAGGCUUUUCAGGGAGCGGGAUGGGUAAGGCACUGGGGAUGGGGCUAGGUAGGGGAGAAAACUUCUGAAAAAAAGAGAACCUAUAAUGAAGCUACAAAUCCAUCCUUAUUUCUUAUUCAGUGCUGAAUACUACCUCAUGCAAAAUAUUGGUGUGGCUGCAAAUUUACCCGAGGAACUGACACAAUUAGAGCUCAAUUACACUAACAUCUUCAUUUUGCCUCAUUUAAUUCUCAUAUAUUUUCUCCUCUUUUGAUUUAUUUAAUUUUGGUAGUAGAUUAUGAAUUAGGUAUUUAUUUUUCUUUACAAGUGAUUAUUCAAUUAACACAUUUAAGUAUUUAAAAAAGUGCCCUUUAAGUUAGGAUGGCUGCCUAUAGAAUUUAGGCUGAUUUCUCCCUGAUCCGUCCUGAUAUUAUAUGGUUAGCUACCAUCACAAGGUCACUUUGUAGUCAGAUUGGACAGUUUUCCACAGGGGUAUUCCUCCCUCUGCUCAGUGGGAAAGAGCUGGAAUGAUUGUGGAAAGUGGGAAUCAAAAGUCUGAACAUAGCUAUGUGGCUGUUGAGUCAGAGAGGCCACUGCCUGCCAUGCCACUUACCAGCCAAUUUAAAAUAAUUAGAGUAGCAGUGGCAUUGAUUCUGCUUUUUUUUUUUUAAAGCUAAGAUCCUUCUCUUAAAUUUUGUCCCCAGAAUUGCUUUCAAGCUACAGACUCAUCCUUUUUCUCUAUCUAAAUACUGUGUUCUCAGUGGGAAGACAGAGAUUUCUUUUUUUUUCCUCCUCCAAACUCUUUACUAAGUAAGUCCAAAAAAAAUUCUCUCAUUGAGGAAAUAUCUUAGUCCUUCUGCAGUUGUCUGAUCUAUGUGUCCUCCCAGAAGUGCAAGUGCAUCUUAGGAGGGCUUUGUCGGCAGGGUUGGCAGGCAGGCAGUGCCUGCAAAUAGGAUUUUUGUGCAAGGACCUUAAAUUUCCCAUUAACUCAUGAUUCUCCCCCUCCUUUUUAGAUGUGAGUGAUGAAAACCUACCAGGACUAGGGGCCCAAAUCUCUUCCCUUUUCCUUCUGCAAACAUGUUAUACACUUAAACACGUGGGAGCAAUUUUGGUUGCCAAGUUUUAGGGAGUUCUAUUUCACUCACUUAUUCUGAUGUCCCUUGGUGUUGAAGUAUGGAGUGCUCAACAAUUCCCUGGGCAGAUAAACUUCUUCACUCAGUGUAAGGAAUCUAGUUUGCAUUGACUGACUGCUCUAUUCCAAAUAUGGGAACAUGCUAUCUGAUAAGAAAUAGGGAGAAGUGAUUCAUAGUGCUAUGUAGAAACUUUUCUUUUCCCUAUGCAGACUAGUAAAUGAACCUGUUCAGAAUGAAACUUAGUAUUCUUUUGAUCCUCUGAAGCCAGUAGACUAAAUUAUGGUCCAUCUUAUUACUGAAAUAGAUAAUGGGCUAGGGGAUCCUGUAGUUUCUACAGAGCAAUGGUUUUCAAAAUAUCACUUCCAAACAAUAUCCCUUGGGAACUUCUUAGAAAUGAUAAUGAUCUGUCCCUACAUAAACUGACUGUAUAGGAAACCCUGUGGAUCUGGCCCAGCAAUCCGUGUAAGUCAGAUGCCCUCUAUAGUUUGAGGACUUUUAAAGCACAGGUUGAUAGUGCCGAAUCCUUGGAGAUUCUUAUUCAGUCGUUCUGGAGUAGGACCGCUUUUCUUCUGUAUGGAUUCCCAGGAGAUACUGAUGAGACAAUACUUUGGGUAUGGCUGCUCUUGAAGAAACUUUCCUCAUAGAACUAUGUCUACGGUGGCCAUUUAUACAAAUUUGUUGACAUGGUGACCCACUAAUCACUAAUAUGAAAUACAACUCAGAACUCUGAAAAUUGGAACUGCCCAGAAUAUCUUUCUUAUCCUAUCAAUUCAGCAUAUGGCUGACUGUUAGAGGGAAAUUCAGAUGACUUUUUCCUGUAUUCCUACUAUAUCAGCAAACAGAAGUGGUCCACUUGAAGUAGCAAAGACAAGGGGCAGUUUGGGGAGAGGCAGGAAUGGAGGGAAUAGCUCGUCUAGGCAUCCAAGGUGAAGAAAGGAUUAUUACUGUAUGUAAUCCACUUUACAGGGAUCAUUUUGAUGGUAAAUGCUCCCCAAAGCACUCUGACAAGUCUGGUCCACUUGGCUCUUUACAUAGGGUUAUAAGACCCUUCUGACUUUGAAGAACUGGCAUAAAUGAGCUGAAGAAGUCCAUUGUAUACAGUCCUAGUGUUUGCCUUCUUGGUAAAAUUACAUUUAAUGAUGUCAUUUCAUGAGUCAAAUUGUAUCUGCUGACACUAAAGUGUAUUGAGAUGUUGUUCUUUAGUUUAAGUAUGUAUCAAAGUAAUAUUCAAAGGGGAUGUAUGGGGGUGGGACUGGGACUGGGUGGCUUUAUAUUGAUAUUGAAAUAUUCCAGAGCAAAACACAUUGUCCUAAUGAAGUUGUUGCAGCUCUCUUUGUUUUCUUGUGAGGCUGAAAUUGGCCUGUGGGUCACUUGUGCAAAAGUGAAUUAAUUUCAAAUAGGAAUCACAUUGCUUUUGUGAAACAAAGAAAAUUAACCACCUUGUCUGAAAUAUACAUUGUAAGGCGCUCUUGGUAAAGAACAACCUGGAAACACCUGAUCUUGAUUGGAAAGCAUUGUAGGUCAUUAGGGAAAACUGAUGAUGCUGACUGUCGAUACAGCUGUGUUGGCAAUUAAAGAUGACCUUGUUACUAACUGAAUGUUGCUGUCAGUCUUAGCAAACAAACCAGCUAACACCUUUACAGCACUGGUUAAGUAGACGUUUACUGGCACUGGCUGCCGUUCAGCUGAGGAAGGCUAGGAUACAGACUUUAAUGACCAAGAGCCAGACUAGCUCAAGCUAGAAAUUCAGCAACAAAUACCUCCUUGUGCUAUUUGAAUGCUAAGGUAUUAGUUGCAAAAGGCUUACGCCUUCGCUCCUCUAGUGAGGGGAAUGAGCCUGAUGACACUAUUACUGUUUACCUGUCAAACCAGGGUGGCAAUUUAGAGGGAUGCAAGUACAGUAUGUCUCAUUAAGCAGUCUCUGUUGCUGAUUAUAUGAAGAUGAAAUUGUUGUAUAUGCUGAUCUGUAUGUUAUGUACAUUUUCACAGUGAUUGAAUCAUUGUAAAAACAAAAAAAGACAAAAAAGAAUCACCACUUUGUCUAUUUUAUGAAGAUGAUAAAGCAGCUUUAUUAAAUUAUUACGGUUAUGUUUAAAUGGUGUUACCUGCCACAUUGUUUCCUUUUAUCUGGUGGUUCUCUGUUUCCCCCUUAAAUGUGUUUUCUCUGCUUCAAAAAUUUAAUGCAUUUUAGUA